Molecule: messenger RNA, 581 nt
Organism: Scutellospora calospora
Lineage: Eukaryota; Fungi; Glomeromycota; Glomeromycetes; Diversisporales; Gigasporaceae
Source: the annotation of a GenBank genome assembly
ACGAGCAAUUAAGCUUUGUUGGUGGUAAAACCAAAGGUAUAUGCAAAAUCAGUAGUGCAGAUCCAAGACUGUCAAGUGUGCCUUUAUAUCUUGAGUACGAGCUCGGAAAUGCCUAUACUGUUGUUUGCUCACCUUCAGAAUUUAAAGGGAAUCCUUUAGUUCUCAUAAGUCCAUUCAGUAAUCAUUUUGAAUAUAAGACAAGUUCAUAUAAAAUUAUUACGGGACUUGAUCAUAGCAAGACAAAAUUUAUUGAUAAUGAUAAUUAUGUUAUUGAAUUUGUUAAAAUAACCGAUCUUACAGAGCAAAAACAUGAACAAAGUCAUAUUAUUGGACUUACAGAGCUUGUAAAGUCUAACCUUAAUAUCACCGACAAUCCCAUUGAGACAAUGGCAGACACAGUAUCAACCAAAACUGUAAUGACACAGACAGAACCUAUUGUCGAGGAUACUAAAAAGCUAACCUAUAUUGCAAAGGGUAUAAUGUUCAAAGCAUACAUUGUUUCAUUUGGAAUGAAAAGGAGGAGUUUAAUCAGGGAAGCACGAAGGGCAUUAUACGAUUUGUCAGCACCGAUCCAAGUUUAA